Molecule: messenger RNA, 9630 nt
Organism: Caenorhabditis auriculariae
Lineage: Eukaryota; Metazoa; Nematoda; Chromadorea; Rhabditida; Rhabditidae
Source: the annotation of a GenBank genome assembly
AUGAACACCCCUUCACAACUCAGUUCACUCAGAAAGUACGAUCAAUACGAGAAAAUGGCAAGAAAAGGGAAAUGAUUCAAAACGCCGCCGCGAAAGAUUAACAAACAACCUCGCGUAGGGUCUGGUGUUUCGCUGCACACACAGCUCCGCGAAAAUGCAUAAUGUGUGAAAAAAAUUGUUCCGAAUUCAAAAAACUCAGCUGAUCUCGUUUUCUUUCUCGUUUCAACACGUUCCCGAGUUUCUCAUGUGAGUUUUCUAUUUAUAGAACGUUUAGCGGGGGCGAAUCUGUUCUUUUCGUGCUGCUCGUAAUAAUUUUAUGUUAUAAAUUCGUCAAUUUUGACACAUUCGAAUGUUUUGCGUUUCCUAAUGGGUUUUAUAAUGUUUCCUUUUUUUAUUUUAUUAAAUGUUUAGAAAAUGUUCUAAAUAGCUGAUAACAGUGUCCGAAACUUGAUUGAGUUGUGAAAUUUUCAUUGAAGUCUGAACAAAUACCCUAGUUUAUAAUGUUUGGACUUAAAUUUUUUUAAUAAAAUGUUCGUUUAUUGCUUUAUUAUUCUUAAUAUGAACUUAUACUCAAUUAGAAAAAAAGUAUUUUUUUGAUGUUUUUUUAUGACUUAAAUUUUUUUGUAAUUUCUGUUUCAAUGAGCAUUUUGACUCAUGCAAAUAAACUUGCCUUUGCUAUGUGAGAAAAUAUUUUUUUCUUUCCCAAUUUUUUUGAGUUUUAAGGUAAUUGAAUAUCCAGUUUUAUCUUUUUGGGGUUUAAGAUUGAAUAAGAAAAUGAAUAAACGAAAAAAAUCGUCGAGACAAUUCAUGAAAAAAAUGGUAUUUUUCCAACGUAUUUUUCUGCUUUUUUUGGACUUAAAAAUAAAUUUUUCAUUCUUUUUUUCUGGGUUUUUUUCAAUCCAAGAAGUUUUUUUCUUGGCUGAAAAUAUCACUAGCAAGGUAUUUUCGUCUCGAGACCUUUACCGAAAAUUCCCAUGCUCCUUUAAAAACUUCACAAAAUUUUUUCACAUGAGCCGUAGCAGUACACAGUUUUAACAUUCAAAAAAAUAAAUUUCUUCAGUUAAACACUAAGAAAAAAAUAGAUUUUUUUGAUGAGAAAUUCUUCAGGAACAAGGCCGGAAGUAGCCGUCCAGGGCUUCUGGAGCAGACCUGGUACUGGGGCGACGUCGACAAGUCCACAGUUUCCAAGGCUCUUGUAGAUCAGCCGGAUGGGGCUUUCAUUGUCAGAAAUGCCUCGACCCCGGGGGAUUUCACCCUGAGUGUGAAGUUAGUACUUCGACUGUUGACUUGAAGAAAAAAAAAGGUUUUUAUCAUAGAUAAGUGGACUAAAAGGUAGGAAAUUUUUAAAGCAGUUCGAAAAAAAGUACUUUCAAAUUUUUCGGAACUUUUUCUCUCGAAAUUUCAAACUAAAACCCCUAGAGUGGCCACUUUUGCAAAAAUCUCUAUAGUGAGAGGGAGCUGUAUCUUCAGGUAUCUGUAGGGGAUGAAAUAAUGCCCCCUGUAGGGGUAAAAAUUAAGUGGUCCCUAUAGGAGUUUAGAGCCUGUUCCUGAAGCUUAAGUGGUCCCUAUAGUGGUCUACUGAUUUUUGUUCUUGCUUCGAAUUUAAAAAGACGUAUAGGGACCACUUACAGGCUCCCCUAGAGUGGCCCCUUUUAAUAAAUUUUAGUGCCCUCUAUAGGGUGUUAAGGCGGUCCCUAGAGGGGAACCUUCUAAAGCCCUCUAGGGGCCACUCUAACGUUCUGAAUGUAAAAAAUUUGAGAAAAAGCACCUGAGAAUGCCAAGCGAGAAGAGAUUGACAAACGGCGGGGUCGGCGAGGAUUUCCAUGGCCUUUUUUUCAGUUACUAGGGAACGUUUUUUAAUGAAAAAAAUAUAUCUUCUUCAAGACAAGGGUGUCUUCUAUGAAAAAUUGUUUAAGAAAACAAAAAACACACAUUGAUAAUAAAGAAAACACAAAUAGACGCUAUCCCAAUCGAAACCUGUGUAAAAUCAUCAUUUUUCACCAGAAAAGCUUUUUUGCGAUCAAAGUUUGCAAAUUAUACAUGAAUAGAAAGCUUUUUGUGACGAAAAGAACUUUGGUGACAACAGAAAAAAUCAAAAAUUAAAAGAAACGAAGAAAAAAGCGAAAAUCCGAAAAAUGGCGAAGCCUGUUGUCCAUAGAGCGACUUUACUGCAAAACCCGAAGAAAGGUGCUCCAAAAUGGUGCUUUUUCCCAUAAUUUUCGUUUUCUACAAACUUUGCAUGGCCUGGCUUUUUUUCAAAAAUGAGGCCCGGCCUGAAAAAACAAAUGUAGCUCCAUAACUUGACAGGUUCCAAGGCCAAGUAAAGCUCGUCAAAAUCCACGUUCGGGGCGGAAAAUGCGGAUUUUCCACGGACGCCUUGAUUCACGACAGCAUCGUCGCACUGGUCGACUAUCAUCGGACCUGUUCUCUUCAGGUAAAAAUCAUCGGAAGAUGAGAAAAAAAAUUUUCCAGGUCUACAACGACCUCCUGGACAUCGCCCUGCUGUACCCGGUCAGCAUGCGUCGGAACUCGCAUUCGAGUCGGGCCAAUAUUCGGAAAGCCUCGAUCGUCAUGAGCAAGGCCUCCGUUUUCCAUUCGGCCAAGACUCCGGCCGGUGAUUUUUUGAAUAAAUUGCCUUCUGUUCUCUCUGCACCCUCUCUUGUCACGUGUUGUUUUCCUGUUUCUCUAACUUAGGAACUCCAGAGUGGUCCCUAGAGGGAUCUUGUAGGUAACCCUUAAGGAACCACUUUACCUCCUUCUACAGGAACCACUGAAGCUUGCAAAAGUGGCCCCUUUAGGGAACUAUUAAUCCUAACCUAAGAACGCCAGUGUGGCCCCUAGAGGGGCGAUAUUGAAGAAACUCUGCACCCUCUCUUGUUUACAUGUUGUUCUCCUGUUUCUCUGGUCUAGAAAUGCCAGAGUGACCCCUAGAGGGUCCUUGUAGAUCCCCCUUAAGGGACCCUUUUACUUCCUCCUACAUGGGAAACUGUAGCUUGCAAAAGUGGCUCCUAUAGGCAACUAUAAAUCCUAACCUAAAAACGCCAGAGUGGUCCCUAGAGGGGCGAAUUCGAGGGGCCUUGUAGGUCCCCCUUAAGAGACUACCUAACCACCCCCCACAGGGGACAUUUAAGCUUGCAAAAGUGGCCACUAUAGGGAACUAAUAAUCCCAGUACGUCCUCUUUUCCAAAAGUUAAAAAACCAUCUAGGGGUCACUCAACCUUUAGGGACUCUAAACCCCUAUAGGGACAAUAAGGAGAAAGAUAAGAGGAUUUUGGAGGGUCAGAGAUAUUUUUAAUUUUCGCGCAACUUACUUGGAACACGGCUUUUGUUUGAAUUUUUCUGCCGAUAUUCCGAAAAUAAGCUUAUUUUGAAGACUGGGAAGAGCGGCUGGGGCUGGAACGGCUGAGGAUUGCUCAGACUUGCUCAGAUCGGGCCGCCCGUCUCUUCGACAACGCCCAUUCGGAGCUGGGCAGGGCUGAGCAGCUUCACAAAAGCGUCGCCAAUGUGGUCAGUUUUGAAAAAAUGAAAAUGCGUGUGAUAGCUCAGAUAAGGUAUAGCUCAUUUUUGUGACUCUCCUCAUCUAUCGACGCCCCUCUCAUGUAUCCUUGCUAUUUUCAUGUCCCUAUGACCUCUUAGGCGAGAGAUAAGAGAGCGCAGACAAGUCUGAAUAGCUCGAUUCUUGGGAAUGAACUUUUUUGAAAUGUCUAUUUUUGUCAAAAGUUUCGGAACAAAAUGAAAUGCCCUAAUUUCUCUGCACCCUCUUAUUUUAAUAGGGUCUAUGACUCCUAUUGGUGAGAGAAAAGAGAGCCCAGACAGGUCAGACAUUUUAAAUUUUGGGUGGGGGGUGAUAGCUCAUUUUUGUGACUCUCCUCAUCUAUCAACGUCUCUAUCAUGUAUCCGUGCUAUUUUCGUGUUCCUAUGACCUCGCAGGUGAGAGAUAAGAGAGCGCAGACAGGUUAGAAAAGCUGAAUUUUUGGGGAAUGAUUUUUUUUUAAUGUCCUUUUUUCGUCGAAUUCCCCGGAACAAAAUGAAAUGUCCUAAUUUCUCUGCACCCUCUUAUUUUAAUAGGGUCUAUGACUCCUUUUGGUGAGAGAAAAGAGAGCGCAGACAGGUUAGAAUAACUCUGGUUCUCGAAUCUUUAACGAAAAGAAAGAGUAAUGAUGUAUUUAUACGAGCCAGCUGAAACUUAUUUCUCAAAGGUUUGUUUUUCAACUUGAAAAGGUUCAUUUUAAAUAUUUUAAUGGAGAAAAAUGUUCUCUAGGGCACUAAGAAAGAUCCUGUAUAAGUUAAGCUUUCUCUAGAUUUUCUAAAAUUUAUAAACUUCCCAUUCUGACGAUUUUUCCUAGCUUCCAAGUCCAAAAAUUCCAGAUAAUCGAUCUGGAAAGGAAGAUGGAGGGCUUGCGGGAAGUGAUCCAAGUGCAGGACGACUUGAUUUCUUCCCACCAUCCCGAUGGGCCCAAGGAGAAAUGGGUCCAGUGCAUGUCCAGCAAUAAAACGGUUCGUUUCUUCCAGAGUGGUCCCUAGAGGGAUUCGGGUCGAAAAAAGUGGGCCCUUUAGGGGUCAAAUUAAGCUGGUCUCUAGAGUGGUUGAGGAAAAAAAAACCCCCACGGGGAUCGAAAAAGUGGUCCCUUUAGGGGUUUAGGUCCUGUCCCCUUAGCCCCUAAAUUUCUCAAGUGGACCCUAGAGGGGUUAGGAGAAAAACGACCUCUAUAAGGGCCGAAAAAGUGGUUUCUAUAGGAUAAUAUUAAGGUGGUCCCUAUAGGGGUUUAGGUCCUGUCCCCUUCGCCCCUAAAGCUCAAGUGGUCUCUAUAGGGGUUAGGGGAAAACGACCUCUAUAAGGGCCGAAAAAGCGGUCCCUUUAGGGGUCAAAUUAAGGUGGUCCCUAGAGGGGUUUAGGUCCUGGCCCCUAAAGCUCAAGUGGUGCCUAUAGGGGUCUCUUGAAAUCAUUCAAAAAACGGUUAUUUAUUCCGUUUUUCCCAUGGAAAUGCUUCCUCACUAGAGUUCAUAACAAUCAUCGACUAGUACGUACCCUAUAGGGACCACUUUUGCAAGCUUUAGUGGCCCCUAGAAGGGGCCCUCCAAGAGCCCCUAUAGGGACCACUCUGGAGCUCCUAAAUUUGCUUUUUUAUUGAACUCUGAAGUGGAACUGUUGAUUUUUACGUUGCUUUUCAUUUUUUGAACCAUUUUCUCAAGUUUUCAGCUGCUCGAAGGGAGUAUCAAGCGGAUGGACGCGGAAAGGGAUGCCAACGCAAAAACAAAAGUCAAGUUGGCGACGGUUAUGGACGAAAUGCGCAUGGAACUGAGGAUCGCCAAAGUAAUAACUUCUUAUUUUUUCGAAAAACCUCAGAAAAGAUUCAAAAAGUUUUCUGAAAUCCAACAUUUUGAUCGAGAAAAACUAGUGACCUCUUUUCAACGGCCAGAAUCAAUUGAAUUGGGAAUUAAUUCUUGAAAAAAAAAUCCGAACUGAAUUUUUAUGAAGAACGCUGCUUGAACCGAAAAUUUGAACUGAAUGGGGAACUUUUUUUCAAAUGAAAAUAUUAUUUUUAUUGCGCUAGAAACUCUCAAAAAAAGCUCCUGUAUUCUGAAGAGUUUCAAGUUUAGUAGUAGAAACUCACAAAAAUCGGAAAGUUCAUGCGUUUGAAAUAGCUUCGCAAUUUUUGAGCAUUUAUGUAUCCUUUUUUUAGUUAUACUUGGGCAAAGUUGGAAUGGUGGAUAAUGGUCGCUAAAAGGCUCAAAAAAGGCACCAAAAAGGGUCCCUUUAUCGAGCCUUCCAACUUUUCUGGGAUUUUAAAGGCUCAAGAAAUGGUGGAAAGAGGGAGAGGCAGCAAAAAUGGUGCAUAAAAGCCGAUGAAAUGGACCAAAAAGGCAGCAAAAAGGGAACCUUUCUAUGGAAUUUUUUUCGACCCUUCCCGACUUUGCCUAUGUAUAGUCUGUGUGCCACAACUUGUAAUUUCCCCGAACGACAUUCCGCUGUUCCGCUGCGUGCGGUCGCGAAGCGUCUUUCGAAUCAAGGUCACGCUUUCAAUUGAUUGUUAUUGCUGUGGGAGCACAUGAAAGAAGAGUACCUUAAUAAAAGAAAAAAAAAAUUAAAAGCACGACCAAGGUUCGCAAAGGCGCGCAGCGGCACAGCGGAAUGUCGUUUGGUGAAAUUUCAAGUCAUGGUACACAGCCUAUAUGCAGAAAAAACUUAAUUUCGAUCCGAAAAAAAGUUAAAAUGGAACAUUUAAGUUCAAGACUGUAAUUUUUACGAUAUUUACAACCAAACUUUUAGAUGUUUCCCCAUUUUCAUGAUUUUUAAAAAUUCCUGUUAGUAAAAUGAGCAUUCUAGAAGCGUUUGAUGCGUUUCUACGACAUCCGCAACAGAACCUACGCGGAUUUGGUGAAACAAGGCGUGACCGCCCUGAAAUUGGACGCCACGGCCGAUUCCACAGCCGAAAUGGUCAUGGGCGAACCGAUGCAGGUUGAAAAAAAGAUCCAAUAAAAAAAUAUUUAAAAUUAUUUUUUUCAGGUCAGCAUUCUCCUAGCCGAUCUGCCGUUGAGAUGGGAUCCUGCCCAGUGAGUUUUAGGAAAAAAGGGGUACCUGGGGACGCUGGAGUGGUCACUAGAGGGGCUCUUAUAGUUCCUCCCUUAAGGGGCCACUUUACCAACCCCUAAAGGGGACAUUAAAGCUUGAAAAAGUGGCCACUCUAGGGGGCAUGCUGUUGAUCACUCUAGUUACGAAUCAGAAAAAAAAAAAUUAAAGACCACUUUAGGGACCACUUAAGUUUCAGGAGCCCAGGAAUCAGACCCUAAAAUCCUAAAGGGACCACUUAUAUGUUAGCCCUACAGGGGUCAUUAAACUUUAUGAAAGUUUAGGAACGUCAGAGGAGUCACUAAAGGGGAAAUAAAGGAGCUCUUGAAGGUCCUCCCUCAAAGGACCACUUAACCUUGCCUGUAGGGGCACUGAAGCUUUCAAAAGUGGCCACUUUAGGGGGGCAUUUUAGGGAUUCUUUUUGGGAAGAGAAAAAGUUAAAAGACCGCUGUAGACGUCACUUGAUCUUGUGGGGCUGAACCCCUAUAAGGGCCACUCAGAUUUCAACCCUCUAGGGAGCACUAUUUGGUCCUAUGCAGGCAUGAAAGCCUUCUUAACCACCCCCCUCUAAGUAGCGCUAAAACUUGCAAAAGCGGCCCCUUUAGGGUUUAGGUAAUGGCCACUUGAGGGAGUAUGUUAGUGACUCAUGCAAUAUCAAACCAGAACAAAAACUUGAAAGACCACUAUAGGGUCCACUUGAGCUUGAGAGGCUCAUUGGCCAGACCAUAAAUCCCUAUAGGUAUCACUAUUUUGUCCAAUAUAGACAGUGAGACCGCAAUGAAGCCCUUUACCUUCCCCUACAGGGGUCACUAUAGUUUGCAAAAGUGGUCAUUCUAGGGGUUGUAGGUACGGCUACAGACCACAGACCACUAUAGGGCCCACUUGAGCUUGAGAGGCUUAGGAGUCGGACUCUGAACUGCUAUAGGGACCACCUAAAUUUUAGUCCUGUGAGGGCUUUUUUUCUUCCUGAUCCCUAUAGUGACCACUCUGGAGCUCUUGAACUAAAUUGAUGUACUGGAAUGAAUAAAUCGAUACAGUGAGAUAUAUGAUAAAUAACAUUAUAUGUACCCUGAAAACUCAGAUUUUUCACAGAUACUUGGUAAAUAAUCCGUCGAAAGAAGCGGCGGCGGCCCAAGUGUUCCAAGCUCGCGCCCGACUUCAACAAGCCGACUUGAACUCGGGAAUCCAGCGGGCGCCCGUCGAUGGCGUCUUCUUGAUCCGGCCUUCCGCUUCUCAGGUUUUGGAAGGAACAAUGCGGAAAAGAUGUUUAAAAAUAAGGAAAAGCUUGAAAUAAAUGGACUAUGAAUGGCUUAUUCGAAAAAUAAAGUUCUUAAAAGUUUCAGAAGCAGUUUUUAGUUAUAACUUUCUUGAUAAUAGUGAAAAAAAUUUCAAAAUUAAAAAAAAAGUGUUUUUGAAAAAUUUUUAAAGGACAAUAGUUGUCUCAAAAGUGUACAAAAUAACCAUUUUUUUAACGUAUUUUUUUGUCGAAAUUUCGUAAAAAUUUCAACUCGAAGCUUUUUAAGAAUAGAUUUUUUUAAGCAUAUAAAAAAAGUUGAGACUAAAAAAAGAAGAAAUAUAACAAAAAAAUCAGAAAAAUUUUUAAACUUUGUCGUUUCUUCACACGGACCGCUUUGCAUACUAAAAAAAUAAAAAAAGUAAGAUUUUUUUAAAUUUUUAACUCCGAAAUUUUUUUAAGGACAGUUUUAAAGAUUUGAAGAUAAAAUGGUGACCAAAAAGAAUUAGAAAAUUAGAAAAUUUUUCAUUUUCUUCGCGUCUUAACACGGACCGCUUUGCAUACUAAAAAGUCAAAAAAAUAAGGUUUUUUUAAAUUUGAACCGAUUUCAGUCCCAUAAAUUGGUUCUAACGGUUCUCCACGGCGAUCGCGUUUCUCACUGCUUGAUCGAACAGACGGAUAAGGUAAUUUUUUUCUGGAUUUUAUUUUUUUUUAUAAAGCUUUCCAUAAUGUUCUUUUGAGGUACCCUUUGGAAGGUCCAAAAAGUUUGAAUCUCUAAAAAUUUCUAUUUUUCAAGAAAAUAUCCCUGAAAAGAAUAGGUUAAUCAUUAGUUGACUUUGAGCCAUUUUUUUCUCGGAAAAAGGGACUUUCAGGAAAUUUUUCUGUUAUUGGCUCACCCAAAAUCGGCCACAAUGCUCUUUUGAGGUCCCUCUGGAAGGUCCAGAAGGUUUCAUUCUCUUAAAAUUUCUAGUUUUUCAAGAAAAGAUCUCUAAAAAAAUCCUAUAAAAAUUCGUUAAAAUCGAUCAUUUCGCGAUUUUAAGGGGUUUUUUCAGGGUCUUUAUCUGGUCCUGAUGCUCGAAAAAUUCCGAAUAAUUGAUCAAUUAUCGAUUUUUCCCUAGUUUCUUUGGAAAUUUCCUCAGUUUUUAAGGAAUAUUCGAAUAUUAAAACAAAGAAAAUGUAUUAAAAUCCCUAUAGGGGCCACUGUUCCAAGCUCAAAUGGGAAAAUGUUUAGUGGCCACUAUAGAGGUUCUCUAUUUUUCUUUUUAGUGGCCACUUCAUUCAGUAUUCCUUCCAGUAACUCUAAUAAUUUGAAUACAAACAGAUUGGACCGGUUAUGAUGAUCCAUUGACCCCUAAAGUGGCCACUAAAAUUUUUGUGCCUCUCAAAAGGGAAGGCAAAGUGGUCCCUAGAGGGGCCGCUUCAAACUUUCAAGGGCCCCUAGAGGGACCUCUGUGGUGUUCCUAAAAAGAGUAUACUAUCAAUUUAUCACAACUCAAAAAUCAUGACUAGAUAGAAAAAAUCGAUUCUCCAGGGCUGGGGUUUCGAACACGGCGGGCUGUACUUCCUGACAAUCGGCGACUUUGUCCGCUACUACGCCCACCGGUCCCUCGAGGAACACAACCGGGAGAUCCGGACGAUCCUGACCAUGCCCGCCAUCCCGAUGUCCGUCGCGAAACGGUCGCCGUCUGCCGGAGACUCGCCGCCGCCGACGUCCUCCCGGUCGUCUUCCGACUGCGGCACGAUGAUCGCCACGUCUUCUGCUUCCUCCUCGGCCCGGGGCUCUCCCAGAAUCCCCGUCAGAAUGGAUUUCAAUGGCGUCAAUUGA